This is a messenger RNA of Durio zibethinus, 2901 nucleotides long. RefSeq names its product cytochrome b561 and DOMON domain-containing protein At5g47530-like. The record is from RefSeq and is a predicted model, not a curated record. Lineage: Eukaryota; Viridiplantae; Streptophyta; Magnoliopsida; Malvales; Malvaceae.
UGAAAAGAGUGAUUUCGGGGAAAGAAAAAAGAAACAUGUAUAUAUUGGUAGUAAAUUUAGUUCUCAAUUUGUUUUCUUAAUAAAUAAAAUAUACUAAAAUAUGAACUUAAUUUCUCGAACUUGAAGUUAUCCAAAUCCAACAUAUGAUAAAAAUUUCACAUUCAUAUUGAUCAUCAUCACGUCCCUCUUAUAUUAACCCCUCUCUCUCUUCUUCCCCACAAAGCAUUAUUAUUUCCAUCUAUUCCGUUGUCUUGGAGAUACCCUUACCAAAGAAACUCUUCCUAUCAUCUGUCAGGGAAAUAUUUUGCAGUGUCUGCCAGUUGAAGGGAGCUGGUCUCACCAUGGCAAGAAUGUUAAAACUAUCUUUAUCUGUGUCCCUUUUUAUGUGCUUGAUUUUAUCAUCCUAUGCACAAACUUGUGCCAAGUACGCGUUCUCUAGCAACCGCGUCUUCAGGUCAUGCUCUGAUCUUCCUGUCUUGAACUCUUUUCUUCAUUAUAACUAUGGCUCGUCAGGAAAGCUCGAGAUUGCCUAUAGGCACACAAGGAUCACGUCCUCAAGAUGGGUUGCAUGGGCCAUAAAUCCAACCUUAACAGGCAUGGUUGGAUCACAGGCACUUGUUGCCUACCAACAGACCGAUGGAAGCAUGCGAGUGUACACAUCACCCAUCACACAAUACCAAACCCAGCUGCGAGAAGGUGACCUUAGUUUUGAUGUCUCAGAAUUGUCCGCAACGCAUGCAAACAAUGAGAUCAUCGUAUUUGCUACCUUGGGACUUUCUAAUAAUGGCACUACUCUAAAUCAAGUAUGGCAAGAAGGUUCCCUUUCUGGUAACACCCCACAGAUGCAUGCCACUUCUGGUGCUAACGUUCAGUCGAUGGGCACCUUGAAUCUGCUUUCUGGUGAGGCUAGAACAACUGGAGGGGGAAGCUCAAGACUUAGAAAGCAAAAGAUUCACGGGGUGCUAAACACAUUCGGUUGGGGUAUCUUGAUGCCCAUCGGUGCUAUAAUAGCGAGGUACUUGAAGGUAUUCAAAUCUGCUGAUCCUGCAUGGUUUUAUCUGCACUCUUCUUCUCAAUUCGCAGCCUAUGUUGUGGGCGUUGCCGGAUGGGGUAUGGGUCUCAAACUCGGCAGUGAAUCUCCUGGUAUUCAAUUUGAUGCCCACAGAACCAUUGGGAUUAUCCUUUUCUGUCUUGGAACACUUCAGGUAUUUGCUUUGCUUCUAAGGCCAAAACCAGACCACAAAUACAGAUUCUACUGGAAUAUCUAUCACCAUUUAGUGGGAUACACUGUGAUAAUCCUUAGUGUCAUCAACAUAUUCAAGGGAUUCGACAUCCUGAAACCUGAGAGGAAGUGGAAGAAUGCUUACAUUGGUGUCAUCGUGGCUUUGGUUUUCAAUGCUGUCAUGUUGGAAGCCUACACAUGGUUUGUUGUGGUAAGGAGGAAAAGGUCAGAAAGUGCAGGUAAAAUUCCGCAUGGCGUCAAUGGUGCAAAUGGAAGUGAGGUUAACGGCCAUGGUGUUAGGCCACAGCAGGCUUAGAAACUUUGCUCGAUAUAUCUUCUGGCCUCCAUGGUGGUUUUCCUGUUUCCUUUUUUUUCUUUAUGUCUUACUCAGACAGGCAUGAUGUUGGACGGACCCUCAGUUAUAUUUAUGUAUGAGAUUGUCUGAGGGAAUUCAGGAUUAGAAGUUAUUCUUUCAUAGCCUAUAAGUAGUUCUAGGAAACUCUGGUUGUACAUUGUAUUCUUCAUGCUUGAAUGAGACUUUUCAGUAAAUGUUCGAAGAGACCAAAAAUCAUUGCUGGGCUUGUAUAUUAAAAAUCCUAACAAAAAGCUACAAAGUUGCUUGAUGUAUCAUAUCAAGUAUAGGCAAUUUCUGGCUUUCGUAGAUUAUCAGUGCUGCCUCAUUGCGAUUGCUGCAAAGCCUAAACAAAUGCAUCUUUCAGGAAUGGAUUUGAAGCAGCAACUUGUGGAGAUGUAAACAAAAAACAUCAGUGGUCAACAUUAAGUAUAAACCUUCAAGCUUCAACUGAUUCUCUAUGUUGGUCCUAACAUUAGAUAAACUAAAAACCUUUCAGAAAUUUAAGAUUGCAUAUUGCGGAAGGCUGCUUCUUCUGUUUUGAAACAACAGUCCAUGUUUAUAGACAAUUUCAUUCGACACAGAAAAAAAAAUAUUGGAGAUAUGUAAACCAUUUUGUUGUAAUUAUUAAUUACUGGAAGUACCUUCGAAUUCGAAAAACAUAACAACGAGAAACAAGCAUUGGAAACCACAAAUUUAGAGUUGAAUCAAGUAUCUUAGUGAGUUUUUCUAUCUUCACCGCACCUGUCCCUCUCCCCAAAAACCAGCUGGUUUGUCUUUUUCCGUCCACAUACGUUUAUGUCAGCAUUCAUAUGUAACGUUGCGAAUUACAGAUAAUGAUAAACUACGAUUCUAAGAAAUAGGAAUAUAAAGAGGAGCCAUCGAUAAAUCUUUUGGUUUUGAUAUUGCUGUUGAAGAAGCUUAUAUGGCCAUUAAUGCUGCACCUACGAAGGUAGGUAGGAAGCAUGGAAAAUGGCGUUCAAAUUGUCAAACUCAUGGGAAGAUACAGCUGUGGCAAAGGCUAAAAUGAUGAUUUAGGAGUGAAGUUUAAUGAUACUUUUAAUGGUGAUUAUGGAGUUGAGUCCAUAAACAUAUAGGUUUAUAAUUGUACUGAUUUUUUGUUUAGAUUAAGGAGUAAAGCGAUCAUUUUGUAAUAUUAAACAGUGUUAGCUAAUUUAUUUAAGGGACAAAAGGUUUUUUUUUUUUUUUUGUAAUAUUAAACAGGUAUCAGCUUUUGAUGCUUUGAAAUUCUUUUAACAUGUAGUAGCAUAGAUAUUACUAUAUGAGAAACGAAACAGGGAAGAAAUAAAAAAAAAAAAAAAAAAAA